AUGACAACUUCCAGCUCUACUACCUCCCCUACAUCGUCCUCAUCAUCUGAUUUGCCCACUGCCUCGCCUCUCCCCAAUUUCGGUAAUAUUCAUCAUUUUCUUUCUUUAAAGCUAACUCCAACAAACUACUUGCUAUGGAAAACACAGUUUCUUCCUUUGUUAAGGAGUUUCGAUCUCCUCGGAUUAGUGGAAGGCACAGAUCGUUGUCCUUCCCCUUCCAUUGUUACUAGUGAAUCUGGUCUGUCAUCUUUAACUCCAGCAUACACUGCUUGGGUUCGCAAAGACCAACUCCUUCUCAGUUGGAUCAUCGCUUCACUCUCGGAAGAAGUUCUCCCACAAGUUGUUGGUCUUGCAACAUCUCAUGAAGUAUGGCAGGCUUUACACCAAGCUUUUGGCUCUCCGUCACACACUAGAAUUCUUCAACUACACACUCAAUUGCAAAAUCUACAAAAAGGAGAUAGUUCUGUCUCCUCCUACUUGAGCAAAGCAAAAUAUCUUGCUGAUGAACUUGCUGCUGCUGGUCAACCCAUGCCUCUUGCUACCUUUAAUGCUAUUGUCUUUAAUACCUUGGCUGCUGAAUACGGUGAGAUGAUUUCAGCCUUGUCUGCCAGGACGGAACCAGUCUCUUAUCCUGAACUUUGUAGUUUGCUCGUUGGCCAUGAAAUUCGACUCUCAGCACAAUCUGUUGCAGUUCCCUCAAUUGUUCCUGCAGCGAAUGUUGCUCAUGCUCAACAUGCUCUACCGAACAUUACUAAUGACAAUCGCUUUCACCGUGGGCGCGGCCGUGGACGUGGUCGUGUCUCCUCUAACCGUCGUGAUCCUUGCCCAGUUUGUGGCAAAUUCUGCACAAUUUCAGCACUCAUAUGCACCUAUUGA
Molecule: messenger RNA, 876 nt
Organism: Asparagus officinalis (garden asparagus)
Lineage: Eukaryota; Viridiplantae; Streptophyta; Magnoliopsida; Asparagales; Asparagaceae
Exons: 2
Coding region: 1-876 (291 amino acids)
Source: RefSeq, a predicted model, not a curated record